This is a messenger RNA of Exserohilum turcica Et28A, 2145 nucleotides long. RefSeq lists its product as uncharacterized. NCBI's taxonomy places the organism in Eukaryota, Fungi, Ascomycota, Dothideomycetes, Pleosporales, Pleosporaceae. The record is from RefSeq and is a predicted model, not a curated record. The transcript has a single exon. The coding region runs from base 1 to 2145 and encodes 714 amino acids.
AUGUCUGGCAUGCUUCGGAAUUUCUCGCACGGCCUGUGGGAUCAAUAUCCCAUCGGCACUCGACUCGACUCAGCCUUCCUCUCUCGUCGACAGAACCAAGUGUGGUCCGCCAUUUCCAACGCAGUCAUGCUUUUCUGGUCGCUCUUCUACAACCUGGGACGCAUCUGGCCGGUCCUGGCCAAGCCCUUGCUUGUUACUAAUGUCAACACGGAGCUUCGCAAACAUAUACCACCUGGCAGUCGCGCGGCUAAAAUAAUGUACAUAGCUGUUGCCUAUCCGCUUGGGUACACGCUUGUUGCAAUGGCCCUACUCCUGAUAAUACCGACUUUUAUCGCCGUCAUAGUCGUAUUGCCGAUUUUCGCUGUGCUGGUGCUGGGGCUAUGGGCUAUAUGCGUUGUUGCACUGUUCCUGCUUUGGUUGACACUCUACCGGUAUCCGGUUUUCGAACUUAUAUAUCCCAGGCUACGCAGACGGAUUCUCCUAAACAACUCUCAUGUCUAUUCUGGCCUUCCCCGAGAUGCCCCAAGCAUCCGCAUCUUACGGCUGAAACCAGGUACGAAAAGCGAAAAGAUCCAGUGCGAAUUGAUCGAGGGACCGCUGUCGGAAUUGCAAUUCGAAGCGCUUAGCUACGUUUGGGGGGUCACUAUGGUUCCCUACACAAUCAGUGUGAACGAAAGGUCGUUUUACGUCACAUACAACCUGUAUAGUGCUCUUCAAGAAUUGCGCUAUCCCGACCGUGAACGGCAGCUCUGGAUUGAUGCCGUAUGCAUCAAUCAAAACGACAAUACCGAAAAGAGCUCUCAGGUCCAGAUGAUGCGAGACAUAUAUGCCAAAGCUUCCAAGGUGGUGGUGUGGCUGGGUAAAUCGACUCGCGCCACCAGUCACGCUUUUGAGUUCAUAAGGCAAUUUGGGAUCGCAGAUGACGAUACAACGGAUGUGCUCUGGAAUGAUCUCAUCAUACGGCCAAAUUGGAAGAAAAUACGGGCUGAAUACGUUCGCAUCUGCUAUUGCGAGUGGUGGAGUCGUGCUUGGAUCAUCCAGGAGGUAGUGGUUGGCCAGCACGUUGUCAUGCAGCGCGGAUCACACCAGGUUGAAUGGGCAGCGGUCCACAAGUUGUUCACCUACAGACCAUUUGGGAAUGAUGAGUUUGGCGAUCACGAAGCCCCAUGGUUCGUCAAGAACGUGGAAGAUCUCCGAAAAGCAGUUGGCAGUGCUGAAGGCCCAGGUAUGACACUCGGUGACUUAGUGUGUCGAUUCAGAUUCCAAUCAGCGACAUUUGGAUCCGACAAGGUAUAUGCGCUGCUCGGUUUGCUCAGGCCAGACGACCCCUCUCUGAUGACCCCUGACUAUAGCAAGACACCAGAUGAUGUGUUUCUGCAGUUUACCGAAUCCUACCUACUCCACAACGGAAACCUUGACAUUCUCAGUCUGGCGCCUGGGGCCGAGUUGCAAAGCGUAAGUUGGUGUCGCGAUUGGCGACUCAACCAUGACGGCUCAUUCAAUGUAUGCGGAUUGUCGAGUCUACAGCCACCCAGGCUAUUUUCAUCAUCGGAAUCUCACCGGCCCGUGUUUGAAGUUGAUUCUGAGCGUCGCAUCUUAUCGCUGCAAGGAUACAGGGCUGAUGUUGUUGCAAGAACUGGAGAUUUCCAUAGCAGCUCGAGUACCAUGGGCGUCGACUGGGAUCUGGUCUUUCGCAGCUGGGAGCGUGUUGCUGGCGAGAAUCUCAGCAAUGCUGAUACUUCUGCUUCAAGAAUGUCGUUCAACCGGACUGUCACAGCCGACUGCUGGCAGACGGAGCCGCUGGACUGGAGGAAACGGAUCGUGCCUCGGCAGCGGCGUCGGCGCAACGAAGAAGACGCGUACAGGCUUGCGAUUGAAGAUGCCUGUAGCAACCGCCGUUUCUUCGUCACAACCAAAGGACGAUUCGGUCUAGGUCCGUGGAACAUGCAAAAGGGCGACGUCGUUGGUAUUCUGUUGGGCGGGAAGACGCCCUUUGUACUUCGGGGAUGCGGUAGCAAAAGCCUAUCCAGGCAUAAUUCCAUGGGUUAUCACAGGCUCAUUGGCGAGGCUUUCGUGGAGGGCCUAAUGUACCGCACCGGAAGCUUGGAAGCCGAUAAUAAUAUGGGUCGAUUUCACCUGCUGUGA